CUGUGAUCGAAUGGGCUCAGGUGACAGUGAUUCUUCUUGCUCUUUGGACUGUGCAACAAGCUUCCACUGCAGAACCAGACCUGCAAAAAACAUCCGGCCUUCCGCAACAGCGACGUCAUCGGUCAGCAACCUGCUUUCCAAACCUGGCAACCCGUUAGAACUGAAGAAGGGGUACCAAAGGUCAACACAGUUGUCCGCAAAGACUGUGAAGCCUAGACAGUACAUUGAGUGGUUGCAAGGCGUUGAAGAUCAUCAAAGGUGGUGACGAACGAGGAAAGAAAUGGAGCGUAGCACUUCCCCGUUAACACCGUCCAUCGAGCAGCUGCGACAUGUUGCACUCAACUUCCCCAUAAUCGACAAUCAUGCCCACAAUCUCAUUCUGCCAACACACGCGGAUACCAUUCCGUUCGAAACCAUCACUUCAGAAGCGCAGGGUCGAGCUUUACGGGACACAUUCAAGUCGCUCGCCCACCUGAGAGCAGCGAAACAGCUACGUGAGCUAUACCAGCUUAACGAUGAUGCAAAUUGGGAAGACAUCCUUGAGCAAAGAGAAGAAUGGCUCCGUUCUGACCCUGAGCGCUUCCAUCAGCGCUGCUUCGAAGGCAUUACUGCUUUGCUGAUCGACGAUGGUCUUGCUGGUCCAGGGAAGGUGCAUCCAUAUGACUGGCAUGACCGGUACACAGAUGCGCCGAGCAAGCGCAUCGUGCGCAUCGAGACUGUUGCUGAGCGCCUGAUGGAGGCCAUUGUCAAGGAUGCAGGCGAAGAUGAUCUGGGAAGGACACAUUUCUACACCGAAACUUGGACCACCUUCAUGGAUGACUUCGAGGGCAAAAUUCAGGAAGCCAUCGACGAUCCGGAGGUUGUAGGGUUCAAGUCUGUCAUUUGCUACAGGACUGGACUGGACGUUGAAGAAGAUUAUGAGCGUGCUGCAAAAGCCGUCGGUUACCCAUUCGAGCGAUAUGUCAAGAGCUGCGUUCGUAAGCGCAGCUUCAGGAUCGAGCGGAAGGCCCUCAAUGACUAUCUGGUUUUGAGAACUCUCGAGAUACUGUCAGACGGUCUGGCGCGAUCUGAUAGCUUCUCAAAACCUCUACAAUUGCACACUGGACUCGGCGACAACGAUAUUGAUCUGAGCCUCUCGAACCCAGCGUUCCUCCAGCCACUCAUUGAGAAUUAUCCGAACGUACCGUUUGUCAUCCUGCACACAGCUUAUCCCUAUACGCGCGAAGCUGGCUACCUUGCAACAGUAUACAAGCAUGUCUAUCUCGACAUAGGGGAAGUUUUCCCAAUGGUCAGUCGAGAUGGGCAGAGAGCGAUUUUGCGUCAAGCAUUGGAGUUAGUACCAGGUAGCAAGCUGCUCUACUCUAGUGAUGGACAUUGGUUUCCCGAGACUUUCUGGUUGGCAAACAAGCAAUUUCGAGAGGUGUGGCUUGAGCUGCUUGUCGAGUAUGUUGAGAAGACCGACAUGACUACCCACCAAGCAAUUGGCAUGACCAAAGAUAUUCUUUUCAACAACUCGAACACGCUGUACAACCUACGUUAUGAGGCUUUGUUCCACGAAAUACCGCGAGAGGCUCCCAAGCAACUUACGUUCAACCCAAAGAGCGCACAAGAGCCACAGCCACAGCCACAGCCACAAUCACAGCCUCCACCGGUUCCCAUUCCAAUUCCUUCACCACCACGGAGAAUUUCAGCACCACGUUCAGACUCACAAGUAUCACCUGGUCAAAGAUCUGCUAGUCUAUUCGAACCACCUCUGUUUCCAUCGCUAUCAAGGACUUCACAAUUGUAUAAUGUCGCUCACUUCGAUGACUUCAUGAAGCAGAACCCAGAUAUCAAGUUUAUCUACAUCCAAUGGCUUGACUACAUGGCGACGAUAAGAGUCCGUAUCCUGCCUGUCAAAGAGUUCGCCCGUAUCAUCUACGGGGGGCACCGCAUCGGUAUAUCGCAAGGCAACACAGGCACAUUGCAAAAUGACACUUUAACACCUGUCGUCAACACAAAAGGACAGAUCUAUGUUGAGCCUGAUCUGCGCUCUUUACGUCGAGCGCACGAUAAAGACCCUCUCAAGGCUGCAACGGUCUUGAGCUACUGGCGCUCCGAAGAUGGCCACCCACUGCCCUCUUGCCCUCGCAACAAUCUCGAGUCCCUCAUUAGUGAACUCCAAUACAAGCACAAAACUACUCUCCAAGUUGGGUUCGAGAUCGAAGUCACCUUCCUCUCCCGUGACAAACCACUCAACCCCUUCAACUCUCAACAACCACAACAAACAUACGAGGCAGUCACCAACGUCCACGCAUGGUCCACUCUGACUCCCACACAAUGGCUGCAGACACCUAUGCUUGCCGAGAUCGCCACAUCUCUAUCAGACAUGGGUAUCGACCUUCAGCAGUUCCACGCCGAAUCUGGUCCAGGCCAGUACGAGUUCAUCCUGCCACCUGCUCCACCGCUCCUCGCUAUCGAUACCCUCAUUCAGACAAGACAAGUCAUUGCUCAAAUCGCGGCUCUGCAUGGCCUGCGAGCGACACUUCAUCCCAAGCCGUUUAACGAGAAGGGCGCAGGGAGCGCGGCGCAUGCGCAUAUCUCGAUGCAACCUCCUACUCGCGACAAGGACUUCUUUGUUGGCGGUGUGUUGAAACAUCUACCCGCUCUUUGUACAUUCACGAUGCCUGACGCGCAGAGCUAUGGCAGGGUCGUAGACGACCAGUGGACGGGCGGUACAUGGGUCAGCUGGGGUACGCAGAACCGCGAGUGUCCACUCCGUCGUGUUGAAGACGGGCGUUGGGAGAUACGAUGUAUCGAUGGACUGGCAAACAUGUACUUCGUCAUAGCCGGCCUCGUUGCUGCAGGGAUGUUGGGCUUAUCUUCUGUCCCAGCGUCUACGCCAGCGCCUGGCCCGGCUUACGAUCAGACCGUGGCUGGAGCGCCUGAACAUGGUGGCGUGGGCCUGGCGGAAGGCGACGAACGACCACGGCAAGCAGCUCCUGAGAUUGGAUACAAGGAGCUGGACCUACCUGUCAAUCCCUCAACACUCGACGAGGAGGGGCGCGCGAAGUUUGGAGUAACAAGGAAGAUGCCGAAGUCUUUCGAUGAGGCGUACUCUGCGCUCAAGACUGAUGGGGAGUUGAAGGAGGCGUUGGGGUCGCAGCUGGUGAGGGAUUAUCUCACGAUGAAGGAUUAUGAGCAGGAGAUGUUGGAUAAGAUGAAUGAGGUGGAGAGGAGGGAAUGGCUGAUUGAGCGGUAUUAGUCUACGUACGCACAGUUUGGAGAUUUGAGUCUUUGGUAUAUAGUAAUGAAAUCAAC
Messenger RNA from Macroventuria anomochaeta, 3300 nucleotides. RefSeq names its product developmental protein-like protein fluG. The transcript has 2 exons. Gene Ontology annotation, molecular function: glutamine synthetase activity; hydrolase activity. Lineage: Eukaryota; Fungi; Ascomycota; Dothideomycetes; Pleosporales; Didymellaceae. The coding region runs from base 281 to 3244 and encodes 987 amino acids. The record is from RefSeq and is a predicted model, not a curated record.